AUUUUUUAUUUCCCCCUUUAAAAUUCACUGUAUUCUCCCUUCAAAUUCUCACAGAUUCUCCCCAGAAAUCUUUGAUUUUUUUUUCUCUCUGGCCAUGGAGGGCGGCGGACAUGGACUGAGCAGGCAGAGCAGCGCUCUGUGGCGGUCAUUCAGAAACGGCGAUUUCGAAGAAGAAGACGUGUGGGACGUUCUCAAGGAGAAAUCAACGACAACGAAUUCGAAGAGCUCCGAUGAUUCCAAGUUCUUCACCGAUUCGUCCAUUGUUGCCUCUGUUUCCGCCGCGAAUCACUUUCCGUCUGCUUACGGAAUGAUUCCUAGGCCAAACGGCAGCGGCAAUUUCCAGAUUGCGCCGCGAUCGGCUCCUCGGUCGAUUCCGCAGUGGUUCACACCUAACGGAAAUAAAAACCCUAGGAAAUCUGUUCCGGAGCACGAUGAUGACGGCGGCGGCGGCGACGACGACGGCGAUAGCGAGGAUGAGGAUGAGGAAGGAUUCGAUUGCAGAGUUCCGCCGCAUGAAUUGAUUGCGAAGAGACUGGCGAGGGCGCAGAUUUCAUCGUUCUCCGUGUUCGAAGGAGUUGGAAGAACUUUGAAAGGGAGAGAUCUGAGUAAAGUAAGAAAUGCUGUUCUUACCAAAACUGGUUUUCUCGAAUCACUAUAACAAUUAAUUAGCAAAUUUCCCAA
Messenger RNA from Momordica charantia (bitter melon), 681 nucleotides. RefSeq names its product senescence regulator (Protein of unknown function, DUF584). Lineage: Eukaryota; Viridiplantae; Streptophyta; Magnoliopsida; Cucurbitales; Cucurbitaceae. The record is from RefSeq and is a predicted model, not a curated record.